Sordaria macrospora k-hell is the source of this 558-nucleotide messenger RNA. RefSeq lists its product as uncharacterized. The record is from RefSeq and is a predicted model, not a curated record. NCBI's taxonomy places the organism in Eukaryota, Fungi, Ascomycota, Sordariomycetes, Sordariales, Sordariaceae.
AUGGAAUUUCAGGAAGCAAUCACCGGUCUAAUGACCACAUGCACCGGGUUGGUUCCAAUCCUCGUGCUCGAGGUCCCAUCGAACCUCUUCGCCCUCGUCGAGGAUAUCCCGAGAGUGCUCAGGGAGCUCGAGAGGCCACUGAGGGAUCUCCAAGAAAUACCUCGGGAGAGAAGGGAGAUGGUGGAGGCCCAUCACUUGCUUGUCGUGCUGACAUACGGCAUGUUCGAGCUUUCUCGGCUUGAUACCGCACUCCAUGCUCUUGGGUACUUUGGCGAUCGAGAGCCAGGUACAGAAGAGGAAAAAGACGAAAACAUGAGCGUACUCUGGAGUGUCAAAAUGACUUUGGCGGAGUUUACCGAAUAUGUCGGGUAUUUCAGAGCCAUUCUGGGCAGCGAGUCCCGAGCCGAGCGUGUUUGGAGCAAGAACAAGCUUGAGAGAGAGCUCCAGGCUGUCCUUCGACGCCCCAACCAAGUGUCGAGUCGUCUAAGGACCAUCGACCUUUGGAUGGAGGACGGGCGACGGUACGGCAACGGCGGUUGGAAUAGGGGGGUUUACUGA